Messenger RNA from Crotalus tigris (Tiger rattlesnake), 1839 nucleotides. It is a transcript of the gene SPATA16, whose product is annotated as spermatogenesis associated 16. Gene Ontology annotation, biological process: spermatogenesis. Gene Ontology annotation, molecular function: protein binding. The coding region runs from base 112 to 1791 and encodes 559 amino acids. The record is from RefSeq and is a predicted model, not a curated record. The transcript has 11 exons. Gene Ontology annotation, cellular component: Golgi apparatus. NCBI's taxonomy places the organism in Eukaryota, Metazoa, Chordata, Lepidosauria, Squamata, Viperidae.
CUGUUCCAGUUGUAUUUCAAGAGGCAGAGGAAGAAUAGGGCACUCAGGAGCUGUGGGUUCCACCCUGGGACUGUCAAUCUUGUAUGGAUUUGUGUGUGUAGAUUGUGAGUCAUGGAGUCAGCAAAUAGCACACACUUUGAGAACAUCACGAAGGAAGCCUGUCAAAAAGAGUAUGUCAUUCAGCAGUUGAGAAUAACAACCCAGCAUCAGAAUGAUAGUCUAGAAGCUUUGCAAAUGGUAAAACUCCCUCUGGGAACAGAGAUGGCAGAAAAUGCAAUAGAGAAACUAAAAACAGGAAGCAAGGAGAAGCAAUCUAAUGAUUUAGAGAGGCUGGGCCUUAAACGUAAGAUGGAGGGUGAUGAGAAGCCAGUGAUGAGGAAAGAUCCACGCCUACUGGAACAAGACAACUUGGUUGCAACCAUGUUGCUGUCCCAUAUCCCCCUGAAAAGUCUUCUAGAAGUAGAAAUGAAGUUGAUUUACACGGAUGAAGAGAACGUUUCCUAUGAGUUCCUAGAACCUCAGCGUCCCAGUGGCGCACAACCCAAGCCCUCAGAUGUUGGAGGCACAGAUAGCCAAGGUCUUCAGCCCCAGAUGGAUAAGUGGCUUCAGGUAUCCUUGAAAGAUGCAAGCACCUGCUACAGACAGAAGAAGUACGCCAUGGCAGCUGGGCAAUUCAGGACAGCUCUUGAGCUAUGCAGCAAAGGUGCAGCUGUAGGGAAGCCCUUUGAAGCCUCUCCAAGAGAUAUUUCAAGUAUUGCCAGUUUUAUUGAAACCAAGCUUGUAAUUUGCUACUUGAAGAUGAGAAAACCUGACCUUGCUCUGAAUCAUUCUCACAGGAGUAUAAUUCUGAACCCUGCCUAUUUUCGCAACCAUCUUCGUCAAGCUGCCGUCUUCCGAUGCUUAGAGCGAUAUUCCGAGGCUGCAAGAAGCACCAUGAUUGCUGACUACACGUAUUGGCUGUCUGGAGGAAGAGACCAGCAUACCAGCAAGCUCAUCAAACUGUAUUGGCAGGCUAUGAUUGAAGAAGCUAUCACAAGGGCAGAAUAUUUUUCAGUGAUGUAUACUCCUUUUGCCAUAAAAAUAAGGGCUGAAAACACAGACAAGCUAAAGGAAGUUUUUAUCAGAAAGCAUCCUGACUAUGUGGAAUACAUAUAUACAGACUCUCACGGAUUGCACAGUUUGCCCCAAACUGCUGACUGGUCUUGUCCAUCUUCUCAGUCCUAUUUGCUGACCCUGGGCCUGAAAAACAAAGAAGUUGGAAAAUUUUUAGAAAAAAUGUCUUGUAGAAAACUGCCAACAUUUUCAGAGCACAAAGCUCCUUUCAGCCCUAUCACAAAAGAUGAGGCUCAGAGACACCUAGAGACCAUUGGAAAAAGGAUCUUACCAAUAAUGGAUUUUAUUAGAGGCACCAAAUUAACGGAAUCCUUCUGUGCAUGUUCAGGUGUGAUAGAAAAGCUGCAAUAUGCAAGCCUCCUUGGACGCUUGCAGCGUAUCAAGGAACAAUCUCCAGUGAUCAAUCAAGCUAUGGCUGAGCUUGCCACUAUUCCUUACCUCCAGGAUAUCAACCAGCCAGAUGCUGAACUGCUGCAGUCACUAAUGGCAGAUGCCAUGGACACCCUCGAAGGAAGGAAAAGUGGUAAAGAACGUGUCUGGAAUAAAAUUCAAAAGGUUGGAAUUAUAGAAGACUUCCUAUACCAAUUAGAAGAUAGUUUCUUAAAAACCAAGAAACUCAGAACAGCAAGACGACAGAAAAUGAAAAUGAAGCGGCUUCAGAGCGAACAGCCAUGCUAGGCCUACUAAGGAGAGGCUCAUAUCCUGUGCCAGAAAUGGCAAGAGAGA